Siniperca chuatsi (mandarin fish) is the source of this 1740-nucleotide messenger RNA. Its product is annotated as MOB kinase activator 2. The transcript has 4 exons. Gene Ontology annotation, cellular component: nucleus; cytoplasm. Gene Ontology annotation, molecular function: protein kinase activator activity. Bases 364 to 1122 code for a protein of 252 amino acids. Lineage: Eukaryota; Metazoa; Chordata; Actinopteri; Centrarchiformes; Sinipercidae. Gene Ontology annotation, biological process: positive regulation of protein phosphorylation; signal transduction. The record is from RefSeq and is a predicted model, not a curated record.
CUUGGAGUUUAGAGAGGAGGAGCCUGUGGGGUGUGGGACUCCAGACAAAGGAGACAUAUACACACUGACACUGGAUCACUGGAGCGAAAGGAGGGGCAGACAGCUGGAGAUCUUCACAUUCCGCACAGGAGACAGUCCUCAACUCCAGGGCUACUUUUUUUUUCUGUGUUUUGGAAAAUUUUGUCAGAAAGGGACCAUAUGUGUUUGUCAGUUGUAUGGAUUCCUUUGUGAACUGAGAGAUGUUUGUGUUUGAGCAGUGGUUACCAUAUGCUGCCAGUAGUGUGUAGAAGUGUGUGGGUUAGUAUGUUGGGGAUGGAAAAGUGGGGCUGGCAUAACCAACAGCUCUGCUCUUAGCUUCACGCCAUGGGGGGUUGCCAGAGUUACCCCUCGGCUACGGAGACAGACAGCAAGACUCUGCAGCUGUCAGACAUCAGCAGUGAAAAACUGGGAAUUAAUAACAAUAUUCUGGAGGAGCGUCCAUAUCUGCGGCAGCAGUAUGUGUGCCAGCGGAUCACACACACAGACAUGUUUGCCCUCACAGAGCUGCCACCUGGCGUCGACAAGGCAGAGUGGCUUGCCAGCAACACGGUGGCGUUUUUCAAGCAUAUCAACCUGUUCUCUAGUGCACUAUCUGAGUUCUGCACUCCCAGCACCUGCCCAACUGCCUGUGGACCAGGCAACACGGUUUAUGUUUGGACCGAUGACCACGGCAGGAAGCUGAAGUGCUCUGCUCCACUUUACUUUGACUAUGCCAUGUCAUACAUUCAGGAGCUACUGACUGACGAAGAUGUGUUCCCCACAAAAACAGGUAAAAGGCAUUUUAUUUAUGUUGCGUUGUUGUGCAUCACAUUCCCAAAGCCAUUAUCUCUUCCCUCUUUUCCAGGUUCAAUGUUUCCAACAGGCUUCAUCUUUCUGGUCCAGAAGGUGUUUUUGCUGUUUUUCAGGACUCUGGCUCACAUUUACUGGUCUCACUAUAGAGAGACUCUUGCGCUGGGUCUGCACCCACACCUCAACACACUCUUCACACACCUCACACUCUUCUGCCGGCAGCACGCCCUGUUGGAGCCGGAGGACAUUGAGCCGCUGCAGGACCUCAUCACAGCUCUGCGACAGCAAGGCUGAACCUAAAGAGCAAACACACGUAUUAUACACUCACAUUUUCAUCACACGUUUAUUUACUUGUUAUAUCUGGUUAUAAAGCUUUAUAGUGUCUCCACUAUACUCUGGGCCAAACUUAAACUUACUUCACAGUAUGGAUUUUGUUUUUUAAAGGACUGGAAGUUAUAAAAUAGAAAAUAAAAUACUGUUUAUGAAUGAGUCUGUUUUGCUUUAAAAAGCAGUAAAUCAGACCAGACCAGGAGCAUCUGGCUCCUGUUGUUUAUAGUACUGUGCAAAACUGUAAUACUGCAUGUUAGUGUAUUUUAACAUAAUGGUAUGUUAUUAUAUUUUGAUAAGGUCAAAAUCUUCAAGGUCAUUUAUGUCUUCCUCACAGUCAUAAAAAAACAUUGAAUUGUCCUCUGGUGUCUUUUCCUAUGAGACAUCAACUGAUCCAGACGGUUCACAGUAAAUAUAGACAAAAUGUGCCAUUGUUACAUUUUGAACAUUUGCAAAAGCCCAUACAGGUGGAUGUGUUGAUGCAAAUGUGAAUACAUUGUGACUGCAUCUGCAUGGAACGUCACAGCUUAUCUCUGCAUCUUUAUGUAUGAUUCUGUACUCUUAAUAAACAUUUAUGACAGACAA